Messenger RNA from Microthlaspi erraticum, 723 nucleotides. Lineage: Eukaryota; Viridiplantae; Streptophyta; Magnoliopsida; Brassicales; Brassicaceae. The record is from the annotation of a GenBank genome assembly.
AUGGCAGGCAUCUCACUUUCUACGUUCAUAUUCUCCAUCCUUUUCCUCAUUUCCACCGUAAUGGCCGCCACAUUCGACAUCCUCAACCAGUGCAGCUACACCGUAUGGGCAGCUGCUAGUCCCGGAGGUGGCCGGCGUCUAAACUCUGGCCAGUCAUGGACGCUAAAUGUCCCGGCCGGCACAUCAAUGGCACGGAUUUGGGGUCGGACCAACUGUAACUUUGACUCUUCGGGCCGUGGUCGAUGUGAAACCGGUGACUGUACGGGCGGACUUCAAUGUACCGGUUGGGGCCAGCCACCAAACACGUUGGCUGAGUAUGCGUUGAACCAAUUCAAUAACUUAGACUUCUACGACAUCUCACUUGUCGAUGGAUUUAACAUUCCUAUGGAGUUUAGCACAACCAGCUCGAAUUGCAAGCGGAUACUAUGUACCGCGGACAUAAACGGACAGUGUCCAAACGUGUUAAAAGCGCCGGGCGGUUGUAACAACCCAUGCACGGUUUUUAAGACGAACCAGUACUGUUGUACGAACGGACAAGGAUCAUGUACCGACACAGAAUAUUCAAGGUUCUUCAAACAAAGGUGUCGCGACGCCUACAGCUAUCCACAAGACGACCCGACGAGCACUUUCACUUGCACUAACACUAACUACAGGGUGGUGUUUUGUCCAAGAGCUACCGUGCCAUACCAGCUCCCGAUCCAGAUGGUCACCGAGGAGCAUUAA